Knipowitschia caucasica is the source of this 2625-nucleotide messenger RNA. The record is from the annotation of a GenBank genome assembly. Lineage: Eukaryota; Metazoa; Chordata; Actinopteri; Gobiiformes; Gobiidae.
AUGGCGCAGGCAAUAUUUGAGGUACUCGAAGGCAUGGACAACCAGACAGUGUUGGCCGUUCAGUCCCUGCUUGAUGGCCAAGGCGGAGUACCAGACCCUAACAAUCAAAACGUCUCCGGAACUCCCACUAUCCAGUCUAUGGAUGACGAGGAUGUGUUUUUGUGUGGGAAAUGUAAGAAACAGUUCAACUCGCUCCCUGCUUUCAUGAUGCACAAAAGGGAGCAGUGUCAGUCCAACGCCCCAUCCCUGUCCACGGUGUCACUGGCCUCAACAAACGUCUACACUCCCGUCCCCUCCAUAAGCUCUGUGCCACAGGCUCCCAAUAGACAGGUGUCCACGUACAUCACUGUGCCUCCCUCUCCUCUCACUCACACUUUAGUCCAGGGAAAUGUUCUGGUCAGUGAUGAGGUGCUCAUGUCAGCCAUCUCUGCCUUCACGUCUAUCGAGCAGCCGAUGGCCACAAUGCAGGCGCCAGUACAGAGCAAUCUGAGCAUGCACACAGCUGGAGUAUCGUAUCUUCAGCACCAUCAUCAUCAUCACCACCACCACCACCCACAGCAGCAGCAGCAGCAGCAGCAGCAGCAGCAGCAGCAGCAGCCCUCUGAGCCGCCCCAGCAAACCCAGCUGCCCCCGUCCCAGCCCAAUCUGUCGUCCCAGGUCCCAUCCAGCCACAGCAACUCUGUGGUGCAAGUGUACAGCGCAUUACCACACGGAGCCAGUGCAGAGAUCCACACGCUCGGACUGCAGCCGUUUCAUCCUGUGCAGGUGCCGAGUCAGUGUGUGGGAAGUCAGUCCUUCACCACGCCUCCCGUUUACAGUCCUGGAAAAGAAGGAUCCAAAACCAAAACAUGCAGCGUCACCAACAACAUGAACGAGAUGGAAGAGUUUGAAAAAGUCAUUAUUCCCAAACGUCCGCGAAUCUGCAAGAAAGGCACAGAAGGAGAAACAGAGCAUUUAAAAGGGAAGGGUCCAAAGCUCAAGUGCAAUUUCUGUGAAAAAACCUUCUCUAAAAACUUUGAUCUUCAGCAGCACAUACGAAGCCACACCGGAGAGAAACCCUUUCAGUGUAUUGUCUGCGGACGAGCCUUUGCCCAGAAAUCCAAUGUGAAGAAGCACAUGCAGACACACAAGGUAUGGCCGAUGGGAACAGCCAGCACAGUGUGUAGAUCUCCAGUCACGGUCAAAGUGCUGCCGAUGUCGUCCCACGAUGAAGACGGCAAAGAAGAACAGCAGCCGAUGGAACAGGAAGUGGAGGAGUCUCAACAGCAGAGCGUCCAGACACAGGCGGAGGAGCCGCACCCUCAGACUGAAGCUGCCAUGGAGCUCGAAGAAAGUGUGACAUCAAUACAACCCGCCGAUCCAGGAGGAGGUCAAGUAAACAUAACACAAAACGAACAUUCUCAAAACCAAAGCGCGGCGCCACAAAGCCAACAGAACCCAACUCAGUGCAAACAGAUGGUGGUGAUAGACAGCUCUUACCAGUGCCAAUUCUGUUCCAACAAGUUCAAAACAUACUUUCAACUCAAGUCUCAUCUGACCCAGCACAAAGGAGAGCAGGUUUAUAAAUGCGUGCUUAAGUCCUGCUCCCAGACGUUUCAGAAGUUAGACCAGUUUCUUGAACACAUCCAGACUCACCAGGAGCAGCUGACGUACCGCUGUCAUCUCUGCAGUAAAGUGUUCCCAUCGCUGUUUGAACUGGGCGUGCACCAGUACUCCCACUGCUUCUGUCCCCAGCAGAGCACGCACAAAGAGGCCGCCGUCUACAGGUGUUUGAAGUGCCAAAGCAGAUAUUCGACACAAGAGGCCCUGGAACAACAUUUACUAACUGCGUCCCACAGCUUUCCCUGUCCACACUGCCAGAAGGUGUUCCCCUGUGAGCGGUACUUCAGACGGCACCUUCCCACACACGGUCUCGGCCGCAGGUUCAAGUGUCAGAUUUGUAAAAAGGCCUUUAAGACUGAGCACUACCUCAAACUGCACUCAAGGAUUCAUUCAGGAGAGAAGCCUUACAAAUGUUCAUUAUGUGAUGCCACAUUUAACAGAAAGGACAAAGUCAAGAGACAUAUGCUUAUUCAUGAGCCCUUCAAGAAGUACAAGUGCCCUUUUAGAACACAUGUGGGCUGUCCCAAAGAGUUCAACAGACCAGACAAACUCAAGGCUCACAUUCUGUCUCAUUCAGGGAUCAAGCCAUUCAAGUGUAUGUUCUGUCAGAAAGCCUUCAGUCGGCGAGCACACAUGUUGGAGCACGAACAAUCUCACACGGACAAUUACCGCUUCAGAUGCUCCUCCUGCAACAAAGGCUUCACCAGACACAGCUACUACAGGGACCACAAGUGUCCAGCUCUGGGGAGCGCGCCGGGGACUGAGGAUGAGGCGGGGGACGGCGAGGAGGACGACGACAAGAGUGGGGAUGACAAUAAUAAUCACCAAAGCCAAUUCACAGACAUUGGGGUGGAAGAGGAUCCAAACACGCAGAUAAAUGCUUCACAGGAGGAGAGUGCGGCAGAAAGAGACGAGAACUGUCGGGCUGCUUUGUCCAUCGUGGAGCUCCAGGACAGAGAGGAGGGAGAGCAGCAGAGGAACCAAGACCUGCAUCCAAAUUGUUUACAGCAGCCUUGUCUUUAG